AUCGCAGCUGAAUCGAUUUUGAUCAACUAUCAAGAUUAUAAUCAUAGAUUAGAUUUAAAUCAAUUAAUUUCAUCUUGUCAAAAAAAUGGUUCUCAAGCUACAACAUUAUAUCAAUUAAUCAAAACCAUUAACAAAAUGGUAAGAUUACAAGAAAUGCUCAAGUUUUCGAAUGAACUGUCAUACCUAUCAGUAAUUGUACUCACAGCAGGAGAUAUACAAGAUGACAUCGUCAAAUUUUUAGGUUCAACUUAUCUAUCAUCUUUUGAUUCGAACUCGAGGUCAAAUUCACACAAAUCAGGUUCAAUUCGUAUAGAAAAUUUAUUUGUACCCAAUGUAAACUAUUAUCCAUUUGAAGAUUGCUUUAUGCCAAUUUUAAAUCAAAGGAGAGAAGCCAAAUCAAAAAAAACAAUUCGACUCCUUCUAAAGCAAUUGAAAGACUUGGAAUUGAAAUCCUGA
Messenger RNA from Melampsora larici-populina 98AG31, 456 nucleotides. RefSeq lists its product as uncharacterized. The transcript has 2 exons. NCBI's taxonomy places the organism in Eukaryota, Fungi, Basidiomycota, Pucciniomycetes, Pucciniales, Melampsoraceae. The record is from RefSeq and is a predicted model, not a curated record. The annotation marks the transcript as partial. Gene Ontology annotation, biological process: peptidyl-hypusine biosynthetic process. Gene Ontology annotation, cellular component: cytoplasm. Gene Ontology annotation, molecular function: deoxyhypusine synthase activity.